Messenger RNA from Aphis gossypii (cotton aphid), 489 nucleotides. RefSeq lists its product as uncharacterized. The record is from RefSeq and is a predicted model, not a curated record. The coding region runs from base 1 to 489 and encodes 162 amino acids. NCBI's taxonomy places the organism in Eukaryota, Metazoa, Arthropoda, Insecta, Hemiptera, Aphididae. The transcript has a single exon.
AUGUAUGAUGCUCUGCUUCACAUUAAAGAAGAUUUGAAUUUAACUAGUUCACAUGGUCUGCAGACAAAAUCUGAUGCAUGUGCUCUCUUAAAAAAUAUCUGUGACUUUAAAUUUAUAUCCUCUGUCAUUAUUUGGUACGAUAUAUUGAGUGCUGUUAACCCAAUAAGUAAACAAUUGCAAUCUAUACAUUAUGAUAUACAAAUGGCCCUUAAAAGUGUAUCAAGUAUUGUAGAAUUUUUGAAAGAAUACCGUCAAAAUGGGUUUUCCAAAGUUAAAAUAGCUGCAAAAGAAAUUGCUCUAUUAAUAGAAAUACCAGGACAAUUUCCCGAAGAAUAUCAAGUACGUAAACGACAAAAAAAAACACAUUUCAGCUAUGAAAACAGAGAUGAAACGCCUAUUCAUAAUCCAGAAAAGAAAUUUGAAGUAGAGUUUUUCUACACAAUAAUAGACCAGCCAUUAAUUCUUUACGAGAAAGAUUUGAUCUGUUAA